Molecule: messenger RNA, 564 nt
Organism: Paramecium pentaurelia
Lineage: Eukaryota; Ciliophora; Oligohymenophorea; Peniculida; Parameciidae
Source: the annotation of a GenBank genome assembly
UAUGGCAAACGUGUUCUUUGACGUCCAAUUUGGUGGAGAUGCUCCCAAGAAAAUUGUUUUCAAGCUCUAUGAUGACGUUGUUCCAAAGACAGCUGCUAAUUUCAGAGAACUUGCAACUGGAUGUACUUAUUUAUGUCUAUUAUUCAGCUAAGGGAUUUGGAUACAAGGGAUCCGUAUUCCAUAGAGUCAUCACAGAUUUCAUGGCUCAAGGAGGUGACUUCACAAAUUUCAAUGGAACAGGAGGAAAGUCAAUUUAUGGAGAAAAAUUUGCUGUAAAUAUCAUAUCCCAAUGAUUAGGAUGAAAAUUUCAAACUCAAACACACCAAACCAGCAAUGUUGUCAAUGGCCAAUGCAGGUCCAAACACAAACGGAUCCUAAUUCUUUAUUACAUUUGUCCCAUGCCCAUGGUUAGAUGGAAAGCAUGUAGUAUUCGGUGAAGUUGUCGAUGGAUUUGAUACCUUAGAAUUAUUCAAGAAAAGUAAAACUUAUUAUCAAUUGUAGAUUCAUCAUAAUAAGGUAAACCAAAAACAACAAUCAAAAUCGUUAAUUCAGGAGUAGUAUGAU